This is a messenger RNA of Dinoponera quadriceps, 1180 nucleotides long. It is a transcript of the gene Nse1, whose product is annotated as non-structural maintenance of chromosomes element 1 homolog. Bases 281 to 1036 code for a protein of 251 amino acids. NCBI's taxonomy places the organism in Eukaryota, Metazoa, Arthropoda, Insecta, Hymenoptera, Formicidae. Gene Ontology annotation, biological process: double-strand break repair via homologous recombination; DNA damage tolerance. Gene Ontology annotation, cellular component: Smc5-Smc6 complex; nucleus. The record is from RefSeq and is a predicted model, not a curated record. Gene Ontology annotation, molecular function: ubiquitin-protein transferase activity. The transcript is spliced from 6 exons.
CGUUGAUGAUUUUGCCCAUCCCUACUUCUAACAGUUGCAUAACAAACGUUCUGCUAAAUGCGAUCGUUAUAGGCCUCGCUUUAUGUUUUUGUUUACGCCAAUUCGUAUGCGAAAAAUCUGAACAAGGCUUUUAGCGGAGUAGGGCUCUUUGCUAAUUAAUUGAAAAUAUUUCAUUGCUGAAUACAAAGAUAAGGCAUUGAAUGCAUCCAGUGAUCAAUUAUUUCUGAUAAAAAUAAAGGAUGUUAUGAUUUCGUUUAGUUUGUGAAUAAUUCAAGGCAAUAUGACUUACAAUAAGAACCAUAAGAUAGUACUGCAAGCUAUUAUCCAUGAAGGUGCCAUGGAAGAAGAUCAUGGGAAGCAAUUAAUCGAAAAAUUAUUUGCGGAAGUAUUACACAGAAUAAAUACAAAGUUACAGCCUUUAAAUAUGAUUAUAAAAUACAUAAAUUGUGAAAUCACCGGUCUGUUAUAUUGGGUUUUUGCAAAUACAGCGCAAGAUACAAGUAUCAGACCUCAACUUGAGUACUCAGAAGUCCAUCUAACUCUUCUGCGUACUAUAUUUUCUGAAAUUGUCACAUCAGACGAAGGUCAUGUAUCAAGUACAUGGUGUCUCAAUCUGUGUCCCUCGUCAAAUAUAAAUUUAUCUAAAAAUAGUGCUCAGAUGUUUUUAAAUGAUAUGGUUGAAAAAAAAUGGUUGUUUUGCAAGGAUGGUCAGUAUUAUAUAGGGGUGAGAAGUAUUGCAGAAUUAUCUCAGUAUUUCAAAGAUUCGCACGAGGAUAAACUUCGCACUUGUACCUUGUGCAAGCAAACUCUCUUUUAUAAUUUUACACAGGGUCAGAAAUGCGAACAAUGUGAUGCUGUAAUACAUCUUUAUUGCUUAAGUACCUAUACAAAAGAUCAAAGCAAUUUAAGAUGUCCUAACUGUGACCAUAAUAUUUUCAAUCUUGAUUGUUCAGAUGAUGCUAACAACUCUCCAUCAGAUACAGAAGUUUCCAUAAGCAAGACAAAAAGACCGACUCGGAAGAGGAGAAAACAUUAAUAUCAGACAUUUCUUUUUAAUACAUUAUUUAAAAAGUUACUUUGAAUAUAAUAUAAAGACGUAGAUCUGCCUUUAUUUUUAUAUAAAAAUUAUGUACAGGCCUUAAAUAAUACUGAAUAAAACUUUAUAUUAUUUGCUGUGAUU